Molecule: messenger RNA, 279 nt
Organism: Caenorhabditis remanei
Lineage: Eukaryota; Metazoa; Nematoda; Chromadorea; Rhabditida; Rhabditidae
Exons: 2
Coding region: 1-279 (92 amino acids)
Source: RefSeq, a predicted model, not a curated record
AUGCCGCGCUUGAUGCUCUUCUUCUGCAUCGCGCUCAUUGCGAACCAAGGAAUCGCUCUUCACCAACCGGUCUACGAUCAAGAUGACGACAUCAACGUCGUUCAAAGCGCCGGAGGCUUCCACCUCGUCAACGAGGACCGCGUCAUCAGCGUCGAACCAGUCGAGGCUCGUCUCAGCUUCGAGAGACUUCGUGCUCUUCCGAUCAUGAAGAAGUCCAUCGCCAUCGGACGCGCCGGAUUCCGUCCAGGAAAACGCACCGUCGACAUCUACGACUUCUAA